Molecule: messenger RNA, 1971 nt
Organism: Moneuplotes crassus
Lineage: Eukaryota; Ciliophora; Spirotrichea; Euplotida; Euplotidae
Source: the annotation of a GenBank genome assembly
CUCCCUCAAUUUGGGACUUUGCCCAGAUGAAGACAACUCUUCAAUCGUCAAGAUUAACCAAAGAGUUUCUGACCAAUCUGCCGUUAGCUUCUGUUAUUCUGCCUUACUAUGGAUAUGCAGAUGAAUGCAGGGGGCUUAUGAUUCAGCUGAGAAGUGGUUCCAGAAGUCUUUGGAACCUAAACAGACAUAUUUUGCUGAGGAACUACCCUGGUGAAGAAGAUGAGGUCAGACUUAUACUGAAGAAGAAGUCUUUACAAAUUUUAGUUGCAUUGCAUUGGAAGUUUCGAAUAAACAAAGAACAUGUCUUGGACACUAGACGAUUCAUGAUGAGUGAGUUUUCUAAGUUGUAUCAACUUGAGUUCAAAGUCUUUGAAUUUCAAUUAGUUGAUCAGAUGUUUCUAGAUAUCAUCUUUAAAGGAACUGACAUGAAAACAGUUACCAUCAAAAGUGUCAGCUUUGUUUAGAAAGUCCUACUAUUUAUGAAAUGAUGAUUUUAGAAGAUAUGAUCCCACCUUAAUUUUCAAUAAUAUGAAGGAAUUAGCAAAAGUGCUUCAUAAGGAAUUUGAAGUCUAUGAGCUCGAAGACUGAAAAUAUUUUGUCCCUCCUAAAAUAUUUGAGGUAAGAGAAGACUGCCGGGCUUUCAAAACUUGAGGUUCAGAGAAAAUCAUUUUUUGGAAAAGUUAUCCAGUCUUAGGAAAUGAGGACACUGAAAUGCUGGAAGAGGAAAGGUCACUUUGAAAAAUUAUAACACAAAUUAUGGAGAAUCUUGAGACAACACCAGUUGAACAAGUAUUCCGAAACAUUCUUUCUUCUGUCUUAGAGAUCAAAGUAUUUUUAAGAGAUAUUUCAGAUAAUAAUAUUUCUCUAACAGAGAUUUCUGAGAAACUAAAGCUGUGGAGCAAGGAUUAUCAACACCACAAUUGUAGACUCAAGACAAUAAGGCUUCUGGUUUUGUUUAAUGGACAUCCCCAUUCAAUUAAAGAAGAAUCGUUAUUUGGAAUUAUAGUUUCAUUCACACAGAGCUGUAUACAAAGUGGUCUUAGCUUACAGUUUAAGGAAGUUUCUUAUUCCAAUUCAGAGCCCCAGUUACAAACAAAUCUAGCAUAUUGGAUUUUCAAAGAUAAGGCCUUGGUCAUAAAGAAGUUUGAAAGCAGGUUUCAGUAUUAUUAUACACAUAAAUUUUGGACUUACAAAGAAUGCUUAGUGCUUGAUAAAGAAUCAGUCAAAAUUAAUAUCGACAUUAUUGAUGUUAUACCUCUUGAUGAUGUUGGUGUUAAUAAAGAAAUCCUCAAGAAUAACAAAAUUAUUAUUCCCAUGAAGAAUAUUUUGCGGUUCCAUAAAGAUAUAAGUAAACUUACACUUAAAAACAUCCCCUUGCUUCCAGUGAAAACUUUGACAGUUUCGAUCUGAUUGGACAAAGUGACUAAAAGGAUAUUGAAUCGAAUCAAAGUUCUGCACAAAGACACAAAAAUUGAAUUAGAGGUUUCACGCUCCUCUGAAAUCAGUAGAGACGAAGACAGUGAAAAAUUGACCAAGUUCUUUGACACUUAUGACUCCAAAAACUUGGUCUCAGUGAAAAUUAGUGGAGAUUUAGACGCUACGUAUGAGCUUAGUCAGUUUGUUGAAUUCCUACAAAGCAAGAAAAAUCUCAAAUCGUUAGAAUUCAGUAUUUCAAGAAAUUGGGGAACACAAAGUUGUAGUAAUACAAUAAAGAACUUGUUCAAUACUUUGAAGAAUCUUCAAAACUUAAGAUUUGUACGUAUUUCAGCUUCUGAUCCAUCCGCUCCAGUCAGCAACGACUUUCAUGAGAUGUCUAAGAGACUUAUAAGUCAAAGAUUAGAGACAAAAUUUGAAAUCACGAUUGGAUCAAAGGAAUAUCUUGACAGAUGUUCAAGAUUGACUAAGAAGUUCUCUCAUCUUCCUUCAUAAUUUUAAUCUUGCAAUCAACCGUUCUUAAAAUCCGACUCUCAC